AAGCAAUGGUGAAUUAAUAUAAAACAACUUAUUUGCAGCAUAAAGUCAGACAUAUCAAUCAACAAACUCGAGCUUUCUCCCACUGCACACAGAGGACCGAGUCACCAGGACUGAACAGCAGCUACAGAGAAUAAAGGAGGUCUAAAUAAAUACAUAAAUAAAUAGAUUAAUGACUUAGAAUCAAAAACAAAACGUGCAGGAGCCCUACACGUCGGUGGGCUCGACUCCAUGUGCCACACCCCCAGCUCAGGGCAAGCACGUGGGAAAAAACAAAGAACCCUGCUGUCUCUCAAAAAAAAAAAAUGCAAACCAUAAACAAAGCCCUAAUCAAAUUAAAACACUGCUAUGUUUCAGUCACAUGGGCAUGCCAUUAACCAAUGCUGGUCACGUGACGAGAUGCGAGUCUCAUAAAAUAGCCACAUUUUAGUUUGGGUAGUGCAGAACGCGUGCAGGCCACACCAUCUGCUCCGGGCGUCACCACACAAGAACAGGACCAAGAUGAGUCUCCGAUUUCUAAUGGUUUUGAUUGUAACGUGCAGUUAUCUGACGGUUCAGACUAUCGCUGAGUCCAACAUGUCCCUGCCCACUUCAAUCCCCACAUCCAACAUAACCACACCCACUUCAAGUAACACCAGCACAGCCACGUCAACGUCCGACCCCAAACCCAGCAACACCAGCACAGCCGCGUCAACGUCCGACCCCAAACCCAGCAAUACCAGCACAGCCGCGUCAACGUCCGACCCCAAACCCAGCAACACCAGCACAGCCGCGUCAACGUCCAGCCCCAAACCCAGCAACACCAGCACAGCCACGUCAACGUCCGACCCCAAACCCAGCAACACCAGCACAGCCGCGUCAACGUCCGACCCCAAACCCAGCAACACCAGCACAGCCGCGUCAACGUCCGACCCCAAACCCAGCAGCUCCAGCACAGCCGCGUCAACGUCCGACCCCAAACCCAGCAACACCAGCACAGCCGCGUCAACGUCCGACCCCAAACCCAGCAACACCAGCACAGCCGCGUCAACGUCCGACCCCAAACCCAGCAACACCAGCACAGCCGCGUCAACGUCCGACCCCAAACCCAGCAACACCAGCACAGCCGCGUCAACGUCCGACCCCAAACCCAGCAACACCAGCACAGCCGCGUCAACGUCCGACCCCAAACCCAGCAACACCAGCACAGCCGCGUCAACGUCCGGCCAAAAAUCCAGCAGCUCCAGCACAGCCGCAUCAACAUCCGGCCAAAAAUCCAGCAGCUCCAGCACAGCCACGUUAACGUCCAGCCCCAAAUCCAGCAACACCAGCACAACCACGGCUGCUUCGACCUCCAUGCUGAAGAACUCCGCCUGUGGCACCACAAGCAAUUCCUCUCCGAGCACCAUAGCAACCUCACCCUCUAUCGCUACCUUCUCCUCCACUGGCACUUUCCUGUCCUUCUCUGUGGGUCUGGUGCUCUCCUUAACACAGCUGACCGGGUAAUGGUGGCCAAACCCAAACCCACCACGCCUGUGUUACACCAGCUCUUACGGUUUCCUCCUCCACAACAAACAACUCUCUGGUUAAUUCCAGCUCAAAACAUUUUAAAUCCCUCAUCAUUGAAUACACAUUUAACAAAUAAGUGUCUGUGUAUUACAUUUGGAGUUUGGUUGGUCUCCCCUCCCCCGCUUCCAGGAAACUAUAAUAUUGUGAUAUUUUGUUUUUCUGUAAUUUCAUAGAUAUAAGGUAUGUAUAAGCAUGCACUUAAAUUACCUUUGUAAAAACAAAAAGCAAUUAUAAGCAUGAUCAAUUAAAGAACACUAUUAAACUGAUGGACUCCAUGUCUACUCAAGCUGGUAAAUAAAUAAGUUGUGUCAAACAGACAAGGGAGCACACCCAUCUCUGGCAAACCCUGUAGGGUUUUGUUUCUCAUUAGUAUCUCUUUCUCGUGAAUCUCUCAUUAGGCUCAUCUGCUAACUGUUAGAUCCGCAGCGCUCUGUAAAAAGAUGUCUCCAAACACACACAUCACCUAAAUAUACCACAAUUCAGGAUUCAUCCAAAUAAGUAAUCAAUUAGACUACGCAAAACUAAAUACAUACAUUUAAAAAAAAUUUUUUUUAAAAAGGAUCAUAUUAUUUCUACCCGUUUAGUAACCAAGCUCAACCCACAGCACCUCACGCUCGGUCCCGAGGCCCUCCCGGCUGAGAACCCAGCGUACAGACUCGAACCACUGCGACC
Messenger RNA from Electrophorus electricus (electric eel), 2217 nucleotides. RefSeq lists its product as uncharacterized. Lineage: Eukaryota; Metazoa; Chordata; Actinopteri; Gymnotiformes; Gymnotidae. The record is from RefSeq and is a predicted model, not a curated record.